Molecule: messenger RNA, 2007 nt
Organism: Betta splendens (Siamese fighting fish)
Lineage: Eukaryota; Metazoa; Chordata; Actinopteri; Anabantiformes; Osphronemidae
Product: ras-related protein Rap-2a-like
Exons: 2
Coding region: 466-1017 (183 amino acids)
Biological process (GO): negative regulation of cell migration; Rap protein signal transduction
Cellular component (GO): plasma membrane
Molecular function (GO): GDP binding; GTP binding; GTPase activity
Source: RefSeq, a predicted model, not a curated record
GAGAAACAGUAACAUCCUGUGGCUGCACCGACUCCAGAGGCGUGGAUUCCCAGCACCGCUGUCUUCUUAGGGGUAAACAGGCUCUUCGCCUUUAACUCCGCGGAAAUGUAACCGUCCAGCCUUCUGUUUUGUCGGGCGCGUUAAAAAAAAGAUGUGUCGCCUGGUCGCUUCUAAUAAUAGCCUAUGUAACACCGACGCCUUAUUGCAUUAUGGAUGCCCCAGGAAUGGUGUCCCUUCAAGAUAGCGUGGGAAUCUUCCAGCAGAGGCUGUGGCCGUGCGUCUGAAGCCUAAAUGCCCCAGCGUCGUCCCGGUUUGCGCGCCUACAGCUGCAAGAGCGUCUCGUUUACCGCAGGCUGCGACCGUGCGGCGUCCGCAUACUGGCUCCCCGCGUGCGGCAUGCGCUCAUUUCGCCCGCAGCCGAGCGCUUUCUUCGCUGCACGCCGGAUUUAAGUCCGCGGGAGCGCUAUGCGGGAGUAUAAGGUGGUGGUGCUGGGCAGCGGCGGGGUGGGGAAGUCCGCGCUGACGGUCCAGUUCGUCACCGGCACGUUCAUAGAGAAGUACGACCCGACCAUCGAGGAUUUCUACAGGAAGGAGAUCGAGGUGGACUCCUCGCCGUCGGUGCUGGAGAUCCUGGACACGGCCGGCACCGAGCAGUUCGCCUCCAUGCGGGACCUUUACAUCAGGAACGGCCAGGGCUUCAUUCUGGUCUACAGCCUGGUGAACCAACAAAGUUUUCAGGACAUCAAGCCCAUGAGAGACCAGAUCAUCAGGGUCAAACGGUACCAACAGGUGCCGGUGGUGCUGGUGGGCAACAAGGUGGACCUGGAGGACGAGAGGGAGGUUUCCCCCAGCGAGGGCCAGGCGCUGGCCGAGGACUGGGGCUGCCCCUUCAUGGAGACGUCGGCCAAGAGCAAGACCAUGGUGGACGAGCUCUUCGCCGAGAUCGUCAGGCAGAUGGACUUCUGCCCACUGCCGGACCGGAGGCAGACCUGUUGCCCCGCCUGCAGCAUACAGUAGCAGCUUCGGUCAGCAGGAGGGUGAUGGAUGGGGGGGGGGGGGGGGUUAGAAAUUAGAAUGCUAAUUAAUUCAUGUCCGAUAGAUCGUAGAUGGAGAGGUUCGAAGGGAAAUCUACUCCGGCUUUCACGUUUUUUUUUACCUGUCUUCUGUGUUUAGCAGUUCAGGUUGGUGCUCGAGUUGAGAGGCAUUCUGGGGGGAAAUCAUAUAGCAGACGUAGACAAAGCAUGAGAAGGGAAGGCAUAGUUAAUGAUCUCUUCGAAGACACAGGCUGAAUCAUAGCUUCAGAGAUAAUAGCAAACAACACAUGACCUCUGACGUCCAUCACCAUGUUCCUGAUGUACGAGAUCGAGUCGUGGGGGGUCUCCCGAAGGCAGCACGGUGCCAAAACCAACCUUAAAGCCAUCGACGGAGAGGAUCGCAGUGCUAAAUGCUUCUGGCAAAGCAGCCAUAGGUCCAGCAGAGAUGGCAGUGUGCUCAACGGUUUUACUGCUCCUGUUUUCUUCUGCUUGUGUGUGUCUCUUUUGCACUUUUGGAACUUUUUUGACAGUGCAAGAACAAUCGCCCAGCGUGUGAAGGGAUGUCGAGCAGCACCAGUAUCAGGGUGCGACGAACUGGGAGCAGGCCUGUCUGACUAUGAAUGAAUUAACACGUAAACGAAUGUCUAAAGGAGGGAAAUGUAUGGAUAGGAGCCCAAAUGUUGGCGUACUGUGGCUGAUGUGUGCAUGAAGUACUGUCACACUGACUGAGUACAAUCAAUCACGCCCAAAGAGACAGCAUCAAUCAAUCAGCUGAUCGGCCAGUCAGUCAGUCGUUAAACUGUGCGAGCACUUGUCUUACACCCCACAGACGAUGCAAAUGCCUUGUUACAUUUGAUGAGACGAGCAUUGGUGUCAAUGUGUAGUUCAUUUAUCUUAAAUCACGUCUGAUAUCUUAGUGGUUCAAUGUCAGAAACACUUAUUUUCAACCAAAAUAAACCUUUAUGCACAAACA